This is a messenger RNA of Lichtheimia ornata, 1950 nucleotides long. Its product is annotated as succinate dehydrogenase [ubiquinone] flavoprotein subunit 1, mitochondrial. NCBI's taxonomy places the organism in Eukaryota, Fungi, Mucoromycota, Mucoromycetes, Mucorales, Lichtheimiaceae. Bases 1 to 1950 code for a protein of 649 amino acids. The record is from RefSeq and is a predicted model, not a curated record. Gene Ontology annotation, biological process: mitochondrial electron transport, succinate to ubiquinone; tricarboxylic acid cycle. The transcript is spliced from 7 exons. Gene Ontology annotation, molecular function: electron transfer activity; succinate dehydrogenase (quinone) activity; flavin adenine dinucleotide binding.
AUGUUGAAGCUUCUUCAAUCCGCAUCGUCUGUGGCUACGCGCACUUCUCAAUCCUCUACAGGUCGUAUGGCUGUGCGUGGUCUUCACCACUCCAAGGCUGCAAUGCAAGUUAUGGCCACCAAUCCUCUUCGCGCAAAGGAAGCUAGCGGAUCUAUUGCCAGCAAAUACCCUGUCAUUGAUCACGAAUAUGAUGCUGUUGUUGUUGGUGCUGGUGGUGCUGGUCUUCGUGCUGCUUUUGGUCUUGCUGAAGCUGGUUUGAACACUGCAUGUAUCACCAAGUUGUUCCCUACUCGUUCCCACACUGUCGCUGCUCAGGGUGGUAUCAAUGCUGCUUUGGGUAACAUGACUGAGGAUGAUUGGAGAUGGCACAUGUAUGAUACUGUCAAGGGCUCCGAUUGGCUUGGUGAUCAAGAUGCCAUCCAUUACAUGUGUCGUGAAGCUCCCCACACCGUUGUGGAAUUGGAAAACUAUGGUGUGCCUUUCUCUCGUACCGAAGAAGGAAAGAUCUAUCAACGUGCCUUUGGUGGUCAAAGCUUAAAGUUCGGCAAGGGUGGUCAAGCCUAUCGUUGUGCUGCUGUCGCUGAUCGUACUGGUCACGCCAUUCUUCACACUCUCUACGGCCAAUCUUUGCGUCACAACACCAACUACUUCAUCGAAUACUUUGCUUUGGAUUUGAUUAUGGAAGAUGGUGAAUGUAAGGGUGUGAUUGCUCUCAACAUGGAGGAUGGUACUAUUCAUCGUUUCCGCUCCCACAAGACCGUUCUUGCUACUGGUGGUUAUGGUCGUGCCUACUUCUCAUGCACUUCAGCUCACACUUGUACCGGUGAUGGUAACGCCAUGGUUGCUCGUGCUGGUCUUCCUUUGCAAGAUCUUGAAUUCGUCCAAUUCCAUCCUACUGGUAUCUAUGGUGCUGGUUGUUUGAUUACUGAAGGCUCUCGUGGUGAAGGUGGUAUCUUGAUCAACUCUGCUGGUGAACGUUUCAUGGAGCGCUAUGCACCUACUGCUAAGGAUCUUGCAUCACGUGAUGUCGUCUCUCGUGCCAUGACUCUUGAAAUCAAGGAAGGCCGUGGUGUUGGUGAAGAAAAGGAUCACAUUUACUUGCAAUUGCAUCACUUGCCUGCUGAAGUCCUUCAUGAACGUCUUCCUGGUAUCUCUGAAACUGCUGCCAUUUUCGCUGGUGUUGAUGUUACCAAGGAACCUAUCCCUGUGUUGCCCACUGUCCAUUACAACAUGGGUGGUAUCCCUACUCGUUACACUGGUGAGGUCAUUCGUCAAAAUGAAAAGGGUGAAGAUGUUGUUGUUCCUGGAUUGUACGCCGCUGGUGAAGCUGCUUGUGUAUCCGUUCACGGUGCUAACCGCCUUGGUGCCAACUCCCUUUUGGACAUUGUCGUCUUUGGUCGUGCCGUUGCUCACCACAUUGCCGAAACUCUUGAACCUGGUACUCCUCUCAAGCCAUUCGCUGCUGAUGCAGGUGCCAACACCAUUGCCAACCUUGACAAGUUAAGAAACGCUGAUGGUAGCAAGCGUACCUCUGAGAUUCGUCUUGCCAUGCAAAAGGUGAUGCAAGCUGAUGCUGCUGUCUUCCGUACUCAGGAGACUUUGGAUCAAGGUGUCAAGAAGAUUGAUGAAGUAUUCAAGUCCUUCUCUGAUGUUAAGGUCUCUGAUCGUGGUAUGAUUUGGAACACUGAUUUGACCGAGACCCUCGAACUUCAAAACUUGUUGACUUGUGCCGCUCAAACCAUGCACGCUGCUUCCGUUCGUACUGAGUCUCGUGGCGCCCACGCUCGUGAUGACUUCAAGGAACGUGAUGAUGAGAACUGGAUGAAGCACACUCUUUCAUACCAAGAUCAAGAAACCGGUGAAGUUAAGCUUACUUACCGAUCCGUUGAAGCCAACACUCUUGAUGAGAAUGAGUGCAAGCCUGUUCCUCCUUUCGCUCGUGUCUACUAA